Messenger RNA from Entamoeba dispar SAW760, 405 nucleotides. RefSeq lists its product as uncharacterized. The coding region runs from base 1 to 405 and encodes 134 amino acids. The transcript has a single exon. Lineage: Eukaryota; Evosea; Mastigamoebida; Endamoebidae. The record is from RefSeq and is a predicted model, not a curated record.
AUGGAAUUCAUCAAAGAAGUAGCAUAUCUUCAUGAUAUCGGUAUUUUUCUUGUUGAUUCUCCACAAUUUGGAUGUAAUGGAAAAGAGCCAUAUAUCAAACAUGGAAUAUUAGGUGCAAAUAUCCUAAGAGAACUUGGAUUAGAGUAUCAUGCACGUGUUGCUGAAAGACAUACUGGAUCUGGAAUUGAUCCAACCCAAAUUGUUGAACAACAUCUCCCAUUACCUACAGAUAGAAUAUUAUUACCUAACACAAUAGAAGAGAAACUAUUAUGUUAUGCUGAUAAGUUCUUCUCAAAAUCACAUUUAGAAGAUACACUAACACAUCAAAUGAUUAGAGAAAAACUUCAAAAACAUGGGAAUGAUGUGAUUCAACGAUUAGAUGAUUUGUUUAAAAUGUUUGAUUAA